UUAGUCGAUAAUCAAAACAAACAACAACAACAACCGAAUGAUCAACAGCAAUCAUCACAAAAAUCAUUAAAAUCAUCAACAAAAUCAAUAUCAUCAGCAUCGACAUUAACAGCAACAGGAACAUCCAAUAUAGCCGUUAUGACAAGUGGUGGUGAUUGUCAAGGAAUGAAUAGUGUUCUAUAUGGUUUAUUAUGUCGUCAUAUUGAUCAGAUAACUAAAUCGAUGAAUAAUAAUAAUAAAAAAUUAGAUAAAAAUAACGGUAACAAUAACCUAGAAUUAUAUUUUAUUUAUAAUGGAUUUCAAGGCCUAAUUGAUGGAACCAGUAAAACAAUUGUAAAAGCAAAUCGUAAAAUUUUACAACAAUUUAUUUAUCAAGCUGGUACGAUUAUCAAUUCAUCAAGAUGUCGUGAAUUUUAUCAACAAGAUGGCCGUCAAAAAGCGGCUUUUAAUCUAUUGCGUUUAAAUAUUGAAAAUUUGAUUGUUAUUGGUGGUGAUGGUAGUUUAACAGGUGCAAAUUAUCUACGUCGUGAAUGGUCACAAUUCGUUAGAGAAUUUAUUGUUCAAAAUCAAAAUAAUGAACAUAUUGAUACGGCAAAAAUAUCAUUGAAUAGUCAAUUAAAUUUGAUCGGAAUUAUUGGAUCGAUUGAUAAUGAUUUCUUAGGGUCGGAGAUGACCAUUGGAACUGAUUCAGCAUUAGGACGUGUUAUUGAAGCGGUUGAUUUGUUGAAAACAACAGCAAAAAGUCAUAGUCGUGCUAUGGUUGUUGAAGUUAUGGGACGGAAUUGUGGUUAUCUGGCUAUAUCAGCAGCUUUAUGUUGUUGUGCAUCAUAUGUUUUCAUUCCGGAAUAUCCACAUCGUUCAACGGAGGAAUGGCAACGAAAAUUAUCAACACGUAUUACAUAUGAACGUAAUAAUGGACAAUAUUAUCAUAUAGUGAUAAUAUCAGAAGGUGCAUGUGAUAAUCAAGGACAACCAAUACGUUCAAUACAGGUAAAAGAUUACCUUAAUAAACAAUGUGAUAUUGAAACAAGAUUAAUAAUUCUUGGUCAUUUACAACGUGGUGGUUUUACUUCGGCAUUCGAUCAUUUAAUGUCAAUGGCAACUGGUUUUAAAGCUUAUGAUAUGAUUAUUGAGGAAAAAGAUAAUGUUAAUGGUGAACUAACCAAAACAGCUAUGAUAUUAACAUUAGAAAAUGGUCAACUUAAUCAACGACCAUUACCUGGUUGUAUUGAUGAAAUGGUCCGUUUGAAUCGUACAGUACGUGAACAUAAUUGGCCAAAAGUUAUGGAAUUUCGUGGCCCGAAUUUUAUAAAUACAUGGGAAAAUUAUCGUAAUCUUAUGUCACCACCAUCAUCAUCAUCAUUGAAAAUAUCGAUCAAUUCGAAACCACCAACGACUGCACCGGAAACUUCCUGGGCAAUUAUAAUUUGUUCCCGAAAUUUCCCAUUACCAUCAGGUAUAAAUGGUAUAAUAUUUGCAUUAGUACGUUAUGGUUAUGCACAAGAUAUUCAAGUUUUUGGUUAUAAAAAUGGUUUGGAAGGACUUUUACAAAAUAAUUUUUAUCAAUUUCAAUGGAUGGAUGUUUCCGGAAUAGUUUCACUGAGUGGUACACAAAUUUUAGGUUCACAAAUUCGAUCACCUUCAUAUCAAUCGAUAAAAAUUAAUGAUAAAAAUAUUGAAAAAAUUAUUGAAAAUUUACAAAAAAAUCGAAUAAAAUCCCUUUGUUUUAUUGGUGAUCAUCAAGCAUAUCAACAUGUUCGGACAUUGAAUAAUUAUCGAAAACGUUUCGGCUAUCUUCAAGAUUUGAAAUUUGGUUACAUUCCAGUUUCAUCGGUUGAUUCUGAUGAUCAGAAUCAAAAUUCCAAUGAUAAUGAAAUUGUUUGGUCAAAAUUGGGACGUGAUUCAAUGAUGAACAAAGUGAUUCGUCUAAUAUCUGAUCUUAUCUAUUCAACUGAAGGAACAUUUAAUCAAUUAUUUCUGCUGAGAAUUAAUUUAGAUAUGAUAUCAUCCGCUACAUUUGUAUCACCGGAAUUAUUUGCUAUCGCUACAGGUGCUAUAACUGUUCAUCAUCCACAUCCAUCAUUGACAAAUGAAAAAUCAAAAACAUUGAUUAAAAAUCAAAAAUCAGAUACCAAUAAAUCAGAUGAUCAAUCAAUACGAUCCAAAGCAAUCGAAAUAAGAGAUUCAAUAUUGAAUACAAAUGAAAAUAAAUUUGUUAUCAUACAUUAUCCGUUAUGGUCGAAAAUUCAAUCAAUUUAUCAAACAAUCAUUCAACCAUUUCAAGAUCGUAUUCGAUUAAAUUCAAUCGAUAUGCAUUUGAUACAAACACCAACACAACCAUCACCAUUUGAUAGAAAAUUAGGUGUUAAAUUAGGUAUGGAAUGUGCAAGAUAUUUUACCAAUAAUAAUCAUGAUGAUACGACGAAGACGACAACAACGAAUAAUAUAUCAACAUCAUUAGCAUUAAUGAUUAGUACACCAUUUUUGAAUGAUGCCAAAGUGUUAAAAUAAAAUUACAAAACAAAAAUUAAUAAAAAAAAUUAA
Molecule: messenger RNA, 2544 nt
Organism: Dermatophagoides pteronyssinus (European house dust mite)
Lineage: Eukaryota; Metazoa; Arthropoda; Arachnida; Sarcoptiformes; Pyroglyphidae
Product: ATP-dependent 6-phosphofructokinase, muscle type-like
Biological process (GO): canonical glycolysis; fructose 1,6-bisphosphate metabolic process; fructose 6-phosphate metabolic process
Cellular component (GO): 6-phosphofructokinase complex
Molecular function (GO): 6-phosphofructokinase activity; identical protein binding; monosaccharide binding
Source: RefSeq, a predicted model, not a curated record